AUGGACCAAGAGGAGGCUCCACCACCCCCAUACUCGCCCGUGGACCCAUUACUCGCACCGAAUACCCGGAAUAACAGCUCUUCUCAGACCACUCCUCUUGGAGUGAGUGUCUCCCCCACACAGGAUGCCAGUAGCUCUCGUAUCCCAACACCGCCGACAGUCGUCCCGACGCACUUCAGAUCCGCCGCUGCGUAUUUUGAGGAACGGCUUCCCUCGAUCGUGGAUGAGAGCCGGGUUCUUCUACAGCAUCAUAUGACCAUCUACCCCCGAAGCCAAGCUAAGGAUUUUCCACGACGGCCGCGAUGCUGGGCCUUGCGGUUGAAUGAGAUUACCCAGCAGGACUGGGAUACCUUCUUAAAAUAUCUAUUUCCACCGCAACUGGGACUCGCUGCAUCUUCUCAGCAUCUCCCGCGCCAAUUACGAGCGGAAAUUAGACGAGACCGCAAGGAUCGCCCACAGGAGACGGAUGAGCAACGAAAGGCUCGAAUCGCUGCCGUUGUCGCCGAGUGGAACGAAUGCUUUUUCCGGUACCGCGCAACCCAUAUUGUCUUUGUCUACGUGGGCGAUCCUGAUUCUGCGCCGUCAUCUGCUUUAUGUCCCCGAUGCUAUCCAGCGGCAACGGGGUCAAUAGAAGGCCAGCCAAUUCGAACUCAAAAUGCUCCAUCCCCUGUGCCUGGGCAACCCGUUCCUCCACAGACCCCUUGGUCGAUACCUCCUCCUCACUUCCGCAACCCCCAAGUACAUGUGCCUUCAUCUCCGUAUGGAGCAUAUGGUGUUCCUCCAUACCCUCCCCCGAUAUCUCCUAACCAACCACCUCAAUAUUACCCUCAUCCGCCACCAGGCGCAUGGCAAUGGAACAAUAACAAUUGGAAUUAUCCGCAACAUCAACCGCAGUAUCCCAAUAACGGCACACUUAAGGGCGGGUCCCGCGGGUGGAUUUCACAGAUUGCAUCACAAGCGCAGAAAUAUGGAGAGCGGUUCACCGAACAGGCGCAACAAUAUGGAGAUCAAAUCAGUGCACAGGCACAGCAUUAUGGACGGCAGGUUGAGGAGCAGGCUCUUGCACAUGGCCGCUGGAUUGAAGAACAGGCAAGGCUUCAUAGCCGGAAAGCACCAAUAGCUGGGCCUCCAUACGGUGGUGGCUACUACCCCCGGCCGGCCUGGGAUAACUCGCCUCGUCCCAUAGCCAACAUUCCAAUGACACCCAUCCAAACCCCCAGCCCUGUGACAAGUCCUAAUUCGACAGGUUGGCCUGAGACAACCAAUCAGAUCGAUAUCAACAAACCUAAGUCUCCAACAGAACAGCUUGUGAUAGAGCCUCCCACCACCAAACGCACCAGACGGGUAUCAGUGAGCUCAGUCUCAUCCGAGUCCUCAUUCAGCUCAAUUGACUCUAUCUCGACAACAUCGGACCUCGACGUUUCAGACCUUGCCACAGUGCGCACUCAGCUAGAACUUCUAGACGAUCGUCACGAUCGGGUAUUAUAUGACGCAGCCGUCGAUCUCCGCCGGCAACUUUCAGUGCUGCAAGAGUCCCGCCGAGAAGCCAAGUUCUCUGGCAAAACCAAGUGGCGAGCCGGCUUCAGCCAAAGCCAACAAAACAACCAACAACCGGGUGACACCGACUGGGGUCGCUGGGAAUCACCCGAGCAGCAGCAACGCAACUCAGUUGACAGACGAGCCAUGAAAGAAGAAAUGCGCGCUACCAAGAAAGCGUUCCGGGACACGCUGCGACGAGCGCGAGACGAGCAGCGGGAACGCCGCCGCACUCGACGCCGCCAGGUCCGACAAGCUCGCGCUAAUGACGGUGAUAAGGCCAAAUAUUCGCAUGAUCAGCAGCUAGAUCAGCAGCUUGGAACGUUGCAACUGGAGGAUUCUCGGCAAUCUAACCCACCUUUGCCUGCACGUCCGGUCAAAACACAAACGCAGCCUAGUCCGAUUACUAGUCCGAAUAGCUCAAAUGUCGGCUUUGAAUUUGCUUCCAAUCCCCCUUCCCCUGCUGUCUCACGGCCGAGUACGCAUGACCUGACACGGACAACUACUGAUGACUCUGCUGCCUCUGGGAAGAAAGGGAAGCCAGCCGAUACGUCGAGUCGGUUAAAGGAUAUGCUGUUACCGCGUAAGGCGAAGAAGGAUGAUGCGGGAAGUAAAUGA
Penicillium vulpinum is the source of this 2154-nucleotide messenger RNA. RefSeq lists its product as uncharacterized. The record is from RefSeq and is a predicted model, not a curated record. The transcript has a single exon. Lineage: Eukaryota; Fungi; Ascomycota; Eurotiomycetes; Eurotiales; Aspergillaceae. The coding region runs from base 1 to 2154 and encodes 717 amino acids.